This is a messenger RNA of Pistacia vera, 702 nucleotides long. Its product is annotated as sugar transporter ESL1-like. Gene Ontology annotation, biological process: transmembrane transport. The coding region runs from base 1 to 702 and encodes 233 amino acids. The transcript is spliced from 9 exons. Gene Ontology annotation, cellular component: membrane. Gene Ontology annotation, molecular function: transmembrane transporter activity. NCBI's taxonomy places the organism in Eukaryota, Viridiplantae, Streptophyta, Magnoliopsida, Sapindales, Anacardiaceae. The record is from RefSeq and is a predicted model, not a curated record.
AUGCUGUUCUCUGAAAUAUUUUGUACCCUUGGCUGGUUAGCUAUAGUGUUCGCCAAGGAUGUUCUGUGGCUGGAUUUGGGAAGACUUUCUAUAGGUUUUGGCGUUGGACUUAUUUCUUAUGUGGUACCUGUAUAUAUUGCAGAAAUAACACCCAGAGAUCUUCGAGGAGUAUUUACUGCAUUCACUCAGUCAAAGAUACUUUGUUCUCAUUUUUCUCCAGGUGCUACUCCAUGCCUGUUGCAAAUUGUAACUUUAUUUUUCAUUCCUGAGUCUCCUAGAUGGCUGGCAAAAGUUGGUAGAGAAAAGGAGUUUGAAACAGCAUUGCAGCGCCUCAGGGGAGAGAUUGCUGAUAUUUCUCAAGAAGCAGCUGAUAUUAGAGAAAAUUUGGAAAACUUUCACCAGGGCUCAGGAACUAGAUCUUUGGAGCUGUUCCAGAGGAGAUACAUAAAUUUUCUCAUUAUUGGAGUUGGCCUCGUGUUCCUACAGCAAUUAGCAGGAGUUAGUGGUAUGACAUAUUAUGCUGAUAGUAUAUUCGAAAAAGCUGGUGUUUCCACUAGCCUUGGAAGUACAUUGGUGGCUAUUGCAGCGAUUCCAGCAACAGUUGUUGGAGUCCUAUUAAUGGAUAAAGCAGGAAGAAAACCACUCCUCCUGGUUGGAAUAGCAGAAGAAUUUUUUUCAANGAAAAAGUGUUUAUUAGAAUAA